GACUCCUCCAGAAACCAUCGCCACGGGGUGCGGACAGGCACAAGACGUCGCUGUCAUGUGAGGAAUUCGGAAUUCUGGGUCCAGUGGAGACAGAAAGGGUUUGUUUGCUUUUGAGGGGUGGUAUUUUUACAGGUCGGCCUGUGGACCUGCGCUUCAGGCAAUAGGAACUAUCGAGUGCAGAGAAUCUUGUUCCAGAUAGAGAGAAGAGAGAGGACAGAAAGGCUCUGCCUGGAGGCUUUGUUAAGAUAUUUAGAAGAAAUGCCACUGAGAACUGUUCUUUAACACUGGAGUUCCUCCUUCUCGCCAUCUACCACAAUGCCUAUUUCUGACUUUCUUUUGGCACUCAAAGACAAUCCAUACUUUGGGGCCGGCUUCGGCCUGGUGGGUGUGGGUACAGCACUGGCUCUGGCCCGCAAGGGGGCCCAGUUUGGCAUGGUGGCUUUCAGACGGCAUUGCAUGAUCACUCUGGAGGUACCAAGCAAGGACAAAAGCUACUACUGGCUGCUGAGCUGGAUCUCUCAUCAUGCCAAGCACACCCAGCAUCUGAGCGUGGAGACCUCUUACUUGCAGCAUGAAAGUGGCCGUGUCAGCACCAAGUUUGAAUUUAUCCCCAGUCCAGGGAACCAUUUCAUUUGGUAUCAAAGGAAGUGGAUCCGCAUUGAACGGAAUCGGGAGAAACAAAUGAUUGACUUGCACACAGGCACCCCAUGGGAGUCCGUCACCUUUACAGCAGUAGGCAGCAACCAAGAGAUUUUCUUCAACAUCCUCCAGGAAGCCAAAGAGUUGGCCCUGAGGCAGCAAGAAGGAAAGACGGUCAUGUACACUGCCAUGGGUGCUGAAUGGAGGCCGUUUGGUUUCCCACGGCGCCGGCGCCCACUGACUUCCGUGGUGCUCGAUGAAGGUGUUUCGGAGAGGAUUGUGCAGGAUGUGAAAGAGUUCAUCGGGAACCCCAAGUGGUACAUUGAACGAGGUAUUCCUUAUCGGAGAGGAUACCUGCUAUAUGGGCCCCCAGGUUGUGGGAAGAGUAGCUUCAUCACAGCCUUGGCUGGGGAACUGCAGUACAGCAUCUGUCUUCUCAGCUUGAGUGACCGCAGCCUUUCAGAUGACCGCCUUAACCACCUGUUGAGUGUGGCACCUCAGCAGAGCUUAAUUCUCCUGGAAGACGUGGAUGCUGCCUUCAUCAGCCGAGACCUGGCUGCUGAAAACCCCAAUACAUACCAAGGCAUGGGACGCUUGACCUUUAGUGGCCUUCUCAACGCACUGGAUGGUGUAGCUUCCUCCGAAGCCAGGAUAGUAUUCAUGACCACCAACCAUGUGGACAGGCUGGAUUCAGCUUUGGUUCGUCCUGGCCGAGUAGACCUGAAGCAAUACGUGGGAUACUGUUCACAGUGGCAGCUUGGACGCAUGUUCCAGAGGUUCUACCCAGACCAACCACAAGUUAUGGCCAAGCAGUUUGCUGAAGGAGCCCUGGUGGUCUGUGGACAGAUCAGUGCUGCACAAGUGCAAGGCCAUUUCAUGCAAUACAAGGCAGAUCCAGAGGGAGCCAUUCAAAACAUGCAUGCUGUUGUAUCCUGACCAUGGGCAAGCACUGAGAAAACUAUGCAGGCAACAUUCCUGAGGGGAAGAGUUGUCACAGAGCCAGUUCACACAAAACAUACCAGGCAUGAGUGUAAUGGUGUUUAUUUGCUGACCUCAAUGAGGUCUUCUUUUUGUCAGGGAAAAUAAAAGAGUAAGCCAAACACUUUUCCCAUCCAUCUUCCCAAAAUGGGAAUAUGUGACAGUGUGAAUGCUAGCAGGCUUCUCCCCAACUAGGUACUGUAACAUGGACCCAUCAGUGGAGGUACAUAUUUAUACAAGAUCAGACCGUUUUGGGCACAUCGCCUGUUACGUCAUGCAGCCACAAAAUCUGAAACUAGUGGGGAAAAUGCAUGUAAUUUAAC
This is a messenger RNA of Gekko japonicus, 1940 nucleotides long. It is a transcript of the gene BCS1L, whose product is annotated as mitochondrial chaperone BCS1. The record is from RefSeq and is a predicted model, not a curated record. Bases 316 to 1575 code for a protein of 419 amino acids. Lineage: Eukaryota; Metazoa; Chordata; Lepidosauria; Squamata; Gekkonidae. Gene Ontology annotation, cellular component: mitochondrial inner membrane. Gene Ontology annotation, molecular function: ATP binding; ATP hydrolysis activity. Gene Ontology annotation, biological process: protein insertion into mitochondrial inner membrane from matrix; mitochondrial respiratory chain complex III assembly. The transcript is spliced from 8 exons.